GACGGACGUCCCGCCCUCCAGCUGUUCCCGGCUGAGGCGGGGCGGUAGCUAUGGCGGCUGUGCCCGAUGUGCAGCGGCUACAGGCCCGCGUAGAGGAGCUGGAGCGCUGGGUGUACGGACCGGGUGGGUCGCGCGGCUCGCGGAAGGUGGCUGAUGGCCUGGUCAAGGUGCAGGUAGCUUUGGGGAACAUCGCGAGUAAGAGAGAGAGAGUGAAGAUUCUGUUCAAGAAGAUUGAAGACCUGAUCAAAUACCUGGAUCCUGAGUACAUUGACCGCAUUGCCAUACCUGAUGCCUCUAAGCUGCAGUUCAUCUUAGCAGAGGAGCAGUUUAUCCUCUCCCAGAUUGCACUUCUGGAGCAGGUGGAGGCGUUGGUGCCCAUGCUGGACAGCGCUCAUAUCAAAGCUGUUCCUGAGCAUGCCGCCUGCCUGCAGCGCUUGGCCCAGAUCCACAUCCAGCAGCAAGACCAGUGUGUGGAGAUCACUGAGGAGUCCAAGGCUCUCCUGGAGGAAUACAACAAAACUACAUUGCUUCUCUCCAAGCAGUUCGUGCAGUGGGAUGAGCUUCUGUGCCAGCUAGAAGCCGCCAAGCAAGUGAAGCCAGCAGAGGAGUGAUGGCUGCUACCCAUCCCACAGUGGGCCAGGGCAGCCAGGCUUGGGGCCCUGUGCCAGCCUGCCCUUCUAAUAGGGCAGAGGCAGCUCUGUAUUUAUUGGAUUCACAGCCUACCUGUCCGCACUCAGAUGGGGCCCUGAGGUCACAGGUCUGGCUACUUUGCAUACCCUCCCCUCAUCAGUGUCCUAUUCCAGUGACAAUAAACUGUAGAGAUCACUGGA
Molecule: messenger RNA, 830 nt
Organism: Myotis brandtii (Brandt's bat)
Lineage: Eukaryota; Metazoa; Chordata; Mammalia; Chiroptera; Vespertilionidae
Gene: DCTN3
Product: dynactin 3 (p22)
Exons: 7
Coding region: 51-611 (186 amino acids)
Biological process (GO): cytoskeleton-dependent cytokinesis
Cellular component (GO): dynactin complex
Source: RefSeq, a predicted model, not a curated record